CUGAUAUAUUUCUAUAAUGCUGUUUUGUGACAAUAUCCAUUGUUAAAAGUGUUGUACAAAAAAAUGUGUUAAAGCUGACAUUUACUGUAUAAGUGAGAAGUAUUAACCAGCACUACAUACAUAAAUAUACACAACAGCAAAUGCAGAAGUAACCACAUUAAUGCUUGUGUGAGCAUUGACUUGGAAUCUCCUCAUCUCAGUGUUGUGUGCUGUGGGAGUGGAAACACUGUAUCAGACAGACUUCUACAGCCUGGCUGUGUACCUGUUGGUCUCAUCAGCUGGAAUGAUGCUUUUUGAAAUGACAUAUUUCAUUGACGCUUUUUUGGUGACAUGGCUUCCGUAUCCGGUUACAUCAAAAUUCUUUGUCAUUUGGAAAAAGAUGGCAAAUGUUGGAGGCUUCCAAAAAUUCCUCUACUACACCAUUAUGUCAGCGAUGUGUUUUUUGCAUCCAGUGUUAGUCUGGCAUGCUGUCAUACCAGGGACUAUGCUGCUGCUGACAGGACUGCUGAACUUCAUUUUGAGCAAAAGGGAAAAGUCAAGUCCUCCCAAACAAUCCAUUGAAUCUUCUGGUGACUCAACUGUGUCCAUCGCUGAAUCGGAGGAACCUGAGCAAACAUUUUCCUUCUUCCACAUCAUCUCUGGGAAGAGAGCCUCUUACCUACCCAACAACAUCAGGUUGAAGAACACUGCUGACUCCUCUCAGGUCAUGCUCGGACCAAAUCAUUCCACACAGCACAUUUACAAUCCACUGAGCAAAGCUGACCAAAGAAACGUGCACUUCACAAAGAGUUUUAAAGAUGACACUGAGAUGGAGGAGUUUGACAUGGAUCCAGAGGAGACCACCUCAGAUAAAGCACCAAUGAUAAGAAUGUGAGGGGGAGGCUGUGGGAAAGGGAACGGCACUGUGUAAAUUCUAAAGAAUUUUUUUUUUCCAAUAAGAGUCAUGCAAUUACAAAAGCGUUUAUCAGCACUCCAUGUUGGAAUGUGAUUUUUUUUUGUUUUUUUUUUAAAGAUCAGUGGAAUCUGCUGUGAAGUCACAGGAACGUCCAGUUCAUUUGCUUUCAUAUGCAGAUACACUCACAUACAUUCUAUUAAGAAAUAUUUACAGCUUGCAUGGACAUGAGGAGUACUGAUAUUUCAAAGAUGCCAUUGAAGACUCAAGAUUGAACUGGAGUUUUUAGAUAUGUCGUAUAGCAAUUCACGAUAUAAUCAGCAGUCGUUCUAUAUAUUUAAAUUAUGUACAUUAUGUUUUAAGCAAAGAAGAUUAAGUCUAAAGUAUUUCGAAAUGAUCAGCCUCAUGUUGCCUCUAGAAUUAAAGCAUCCUUCAUAAAAAUGAGCAAAACCUGCAGUAGGAAAUAAAUAUUACACACAAUAAUUCUCCACUCAAACAAUAAGAGAAAGUAUUUAUCUUAAUCGUUAUUUAAACUAUCAUUGUUCUAAUGUUUUUUAAUAAUAGUGCCAAAAUUGUUGACACCCCUAAGGAAAAUGUUUAGGAUUAUUUUAAAUAAAGCCAGAUGCUCAUUCUUAGGAGAACUACUUGUUGGGCAUGCAUACCAUUAGUAUCCAGUUUGACAGCACAAGGAGACUGCAUACAAGGAAAGGUAUCUGAUGCCCCACUAUAAAUUAUGGUAGUGUAUCAGUGAUGUUUUGGGGUUGUUUUGUGACUGGGGGCUCAAGGGCUCUUUUGAAGAUUGAUGGUAUCUUGAAUUCUGCUAAAUACCAUGUUAUUCCAGCCCAAACCUUAGGUACUUCUGGCAGGAGGGUCAGACUUGGAGGUUUCAAUAGAUAGAGUUUUCAAUAAGACAAUGACCCAAACAUAUUUCAAACACAGAAGUGGAAGACCCACAAUCAUUGUUUUUAACUGAUCGAGUCUGUAUUUGAACCCUAUUGAAAACCUGUGAUAUGAAUUGAAGAAGAAAGCCAAGGGAAGAGUUUAAAAUUGCAUGGAGGAGUGGACCAAGAUCCUUCAACCUGUGUUUUCAACCUUGUUAGACAUUAAAGAAAGCGAUUCAGUACUGUUAUUCACUUCAAGGCAGACAUCACAGAAUAUUAAUGAUAAGGGUGCUGAUAAAUUUAAAUCACUGUUGUGUAUAAGUAAGUGUAAAUGUUUGAAGAAAAAAAAGAUGUUUGAAUAAAAUCGAAGGUAGUGUUUCUGCCUCACAGCUCCAGGGUUUGAUUCUGAGCUCAGGAUGCUGUCAGUGUGGAGUUUCCUUGCAUGUUUUCUCCCUGUCCAUUUCCUCUGGGUUCUCCCAUUUUCUCCCACUGUCCAAAAACAAAAUUAGGGUGCUAAAUUGCCCCUUGAUGGCAGCUCAUCCAGGGUGUAUUCCCUCCACAUAACCAGUGUUCCUGAGAUAGUCUCCAGAUCUACUGUGACCCUGAAGAGGAUAAAACUAUUACUGAGAUGUCUGAAUGAAUGAAUGAAUGAAUGAAUGAAUGAAUGGGGAAAGAAAUGAAUGAAAACUGCUCAUUUUCAUAAAGUUUACGAAUAAUUCUAGAGGGUAUAUUGUAUACGCUAAAUACAUAUUUCACAUUUCUACUAAUCUAUCCUAUUUAACUAUUCUCUUUUCAAGCCAAGAUCCUUUAAAAAAGUCAACAUUACAUAAAUCUAAUCUCUCCAGUUUACAUGAACCAUAUUAUAUGAGUAACUGUUACUGUCAGCUGUGUGUUCUUUGUUUUGAGAGCUGAGCCUUGGA
This is a messenger RNA of Ictalurus furcatus (blue catfish), 2693 nucleotides long. RefSeq names its product transmembrane protein 72 (gene tmem72). Bases 284 to 874 code for a protein of 196 amino acids. The record is from RefSeq and is a predicted model, not a curated record. The transcript is spliced from 4 exons. NCBI's taxonomy places the organism in Eukaryota, Metazoa, Chordata, Actinopteri, Siluriformes, Ictaluridae.